Cooperia oncophora is the source of this 552-nucleotide messenger RNA. NCBI's taxonomy places the organism in Eukaryota, Metazoa, Nematoda, Chromadorea, Rhabditida, Trichostrongylidae. The record is from the annotation of a GenBank genome assembly.
AUGCUAAUGGUGUUGCUGGCUUACAAUUACAUAGUGAAAUACGCUCCUCAUGACGUCCAAAUAGGAAGAUCCACUGUGAGUCGAUGCGGCGUUGAACGUUUGCGUGAAGAUCGUCGUAGUGGUGGUCCUGGCGGUGCCGAUGAGCAUGGCGGUCACUGGUAUCAAAUGCGCCCGCCAGCAGCGAAGAUCGUUCGAUCACAGAACGAGCUGCUUCAAAUUUUCGGCUCGGAUUUUUACGGUACAAACAGCAGAAGUAGGGAACAGAAAGGUGAACAGAAUCCCCUUAGUGUACUACUGGCUGGAUUACGUGACACGCUAGCAGAUGGCGGAGCUGUUCGCGUGCCAUAUUAUCCCCCUCAGGCGGUCACUGUUAUCAAAUGCGCCCGCCAGCAGCGAAGAUCGUUCGAUCACAGACGGAGAAAAUCUGUGCAAUGCGUGAGGAUUCUUCCGCAGUCCGCAUGGCAAAAUCCAGCAGUGCGUCUUUACCCUCGCCAAUCAAAUGCUUGUUUAAUCCUGAACGCAGAAGGAUUCGACGAGGAUUUCGCCAAAUAA